This is a messenger RNA of Carassius carassius (crucian carp), 5616 nucleotides long. RefSeq names its product antigen WC1.1-like. Gene Ontology annotation, biological process: peptidyl-arginine methylation. Bases 1 to 5601 code for a protein of 1866 amino acids. The transcript is spliced from 35 exons. Gene Ontology annotation, cellular component: membrane. Lineage: Eukaryota; Metazoa; Chordata; Actinopteri; Cypriniformes; Cyprinidae. Gene Ontology annotation, molecular function: protein-arginine N-methyltransferase activity. The record is from RefSeq and is a predicted model, not a curated record.
AUGGUUCAGACUCUUGUUCUGGUCGAGUUGAACAUCAGUACUUCAAAUUGGACUGGUUUGGAGAAGGAAGUAUUGAAAUCUGGGCUGAUGUGUUUGAUUGUAACGGGAAUGAAACAAAACUCUCAGAAUGUUCCAUCUCUUCAUGGAGUCGAGCUGAAUGUUCUCAUAAACGAGAUGUUGGAGUCAUCUGCUCUAAUCUUUCACUCAGAUUCCUCUCUGGCUCUUCAUGACGGUCUGGUGCGGUUGUCUGGAGAGAGACAGUGUGAGGGGGAGGUGGAAGUUUUCAUCCAUCAGGUCUGGAGGAGAGUUCUGCUGGACUCCUGGAGUCUCACUGAAUCCUCUGUGGUCUGCAGACAGCUGGGCUGUGGCUCUGUGCUGAACUUCUCCAGCUCCUCUUCAUCGAGUCCUGAACACAGUCGCAGGUCCAUCAGGCUGGUGGGUUCUGGGGAAGACUGUGCAGGGAGGCUGGAGGUUUUUCACAGCGGCUCAUGGGGGACAGUGUGUGAUGACUCCUGGGAUAUUAAAGAUGCUCAUGUGGUGUGCAGACAGCUGCAGUGUGGAGUGGCCCUCAGUAACCAGCAGGUACCAGCCUGGUUUGGUCCUGGUUCUGGACACAUAUGGCUGGAUGAGGUGGAGUGUGAGGGUAAUGAGACGUCCCUGUGGAGCUGCUCUUCUCCAGGCUGGGGAAAACAUGACUGUCAACACAAGAAGGAUGUAGGAGUCGUGUGCUCAGAGUUUAAAGAGAUCAGGUUAACUGAGGGCUGUGAAGGGAAUCUGGAGGUUUUCUACAAUGGAUCCUGGGGUAAUGUGUGCUACAACCAGAUGGACAGAGACACAGCGAGUCUGAUCUGUCAAGAGCUGAACUGUGGAAGAUCUGGCAGUGAACCCAGUUAUUCAGAGGGACAGAAGUCUCGUAACUGGCUUGAUAAACUUAAGUGUCGUCCACAUGAUUCAUAUCUGUGGCAGUGUCCAUCUUCGGCCUGGGGACAGAUUGACUGUGGUGAAGAUGAAGUGGCCACAAUCACCUGCUCAGAGGAUCAGAUUCUUGAGUUGCCUCAGAGUUUUCUUACAUGUUCUACCUCACCAUCUCCAUACAAGAGACAGUGUUCAAAUCAUGUUCCUCUCAGACUGAGUGGAGGGGACGGCCGGUGCUCUGGGAGGCUGGAGGUGUAUCAUAACGCCGUGUGGGGCUCAGUCUGUGAUGAUCACUGGGACAUCAGCGAUGCUCAGGUGGUCUGCAGGCAGCUGGGUUGUGGAGCAGCUCUGAGAGCUAAUAGGAAUUCGGUCUUUGGUGCUGGUGACGGUGUUGUGUGGAUGAACAAAGUCGAGUGCAGAGGGAAUGAGAUUCACCUGUGGGACUGUCCUCUCUCCCUGAAUAACCACACUGACUGCUUCCGCAAGAAGCUUGUUACACUCGCCUGUGCAGACUUGUCAGAUGUGUCAGUGUCCACUACUCCUGCCACAACAUCAUCAGCUUCUCCUCCAGUGCGCUCAACAUCAGUCUCUCCUUCACAAACUCCUCCACCAGCAUCUCUCCCGGUGCUUGUGAUUGUUCUGGGAGUUGUGCUCUUACUGCUCUUAGUGCCACUGCUUAUACUGAUUCAGCAGAACAGUGAUGAGGAGAGGAGACACAGGACGAUGUCUGAGGCCGUUUAUGAGGAGAUUCAGCACAGACACAAUCACUUCACUCAGAGGGGGAGUCUCAUCUCUGAAGAACUGCAUUCUGGGUAUGAAGAUGCUGAUGAGCUUCUCUCAGCAAAGGAGUUCAAUACUGCAUAUUAUGAUGAUGUCACCAAUGGCAGUGGCCUAAAAGAAGAGAUGGUGAAGGAAAUCACUCCGGGAUACUAUGAUGAUGUCAUCACUGAUGGACUGAAACCAGAUCUGAACACACCAGAGAAUUAUGAUGAUGUCAUCAUUAACAGAUCGAGCUCUCAAGGUUUAACAGAGAGAGUUCAGGAGGAGUAUGAUGAUGUGAUGAGUGUCAGUGAUGUGAGAAACCCAUUGGAGAACUGUGGUGUGCCUAAGUGGACUUUGAUCUGGACUCCUGGCUUCACCCCUAUCGACAAAUGCCACAGCAGCACCAGAUUCAACCACCACAGCUGCCUCCAUCCUACAGAGCAACUGUAUCUGCACCGCAGUCCUUACUGCCCAACGAAAGACAAGCACAACUUCGACAGCAUCAUUAUGAUCCAAACCGUCUGCUCUGCCACCAGCAAUGUCAUCGGAAUAAUGAAAUACUCCAUGGCCGGAGUCACUACCAGAUUAAAAGCUCAUGAGAGAGUGACACUGCAGCCGAACAGCCUGAACAGCCUGAACAAGAAGAAACUGGAGGAAAAAGGAGAGCAUGAAGAGAAAGAGUAUAUGUUCUGGCCAGGACAGCCUCCCACAUUAAGAGUGGGUGGCAUGACAUUUAGUGACAACACUUGCCCUUAUCGAGUUACUCCGGAUCCCUUUGGCUCGUAUGGGACUGAGGCACUCAUCGCGGUGCCUGCUCCUGCGGAGAAAGAUGGCGGAGGCGGAGAGCUCGGAGUUAUUACCAUCAUUAAAGGGAAAGUGGAGGAGACUGAAUUGCCGGUGGAUCAGGUGGACAUCAUCAUUUCAGAGUGGAUGGGCUACUGUCUUUUAUAUGAGUCUAUGCUCAAUACUGUCAUCUAUGCCAGAGACAAAUGGCUGAAACCUGGAGGUUUCAUGUUUCCAGACAGAGCGACCUUAUAUGUGGUUGCCAUUGAGGAUCGGCAAUACAAAGACUUCAAAAUCCACUGGUGGGACAAUGUCUAUGGUUUUGAUAUGACGUGCAUUCGGAACGUUGCUAUGAUGGAGCCCCUGGUGGACAUAGUAGAUCCUAAACAAGUGGUGACCAACUCCUGCCUCAUUAAGGAGGUGGAUAUCUACACGGUGAAGCCUGAAGAUCUGAUGUUCACCUCGGCCUUCUGCUUGCAGAUCCAGAGGAAUGACUAUGUUCAUGCUCUCAUCACGUACUUCAACAUUGAGUUCACCAAGUGUCACAAGAAGACGGGCUUUUCUACAGCCCCUGAUGCUCCCAGCACUCACUGGAAGCAGACAGUGUUUUAUCUGGAGGAUUACUUAACGGUGCGGAGAGGAGAGGAAAUCCUGGGCAGCAUCACCGUGAAGCCCAACGAGAAUAACGAGCGUGACUUGGACUUCACCUUUGAGCUGGAUUUCAAAGGACAGCUCUGUGACGCAGCCAUCUCCCACGACUACAAGAUGCGGGGGCUGACAGGAGCCAGUUUCUUCAGUGUGUUUGAGGGAGCAGAGGAGAAACUUGUGCUGACAGUCAAACAGACAGUCAGACGAGCAGAAGAAGAUGGAGGGAUGUCUGACACUCAUUUUAAUCUCCACUAUAAUUACUCUAACCACAUCUGGUGGUUAAAUCUCUUUCUCUCUCUUUCAUGUACAGAUUUUGAGACUGUAAGGUUGGUUGGUGGUAACAGUCCCUGCAGUGGAAGAGUGGAGAUUUAUCAUGGUCAGUGGGGAACAGUGUGUGGUGAUGAGUGGGAUCUGACUGAUGCUGAAGUGGUGUGUAGAGAGCUGGGAUGUGGAAAAGCUGUAGAGGCUCUGGGUGAUGCUCAUUUUGGACCAGGAUCAGGACCGAUCUGGAUGGAUGAUGUGGCCUGUAGUGGAUCAGAGAUCACACUGAAGAACUGUAGAUCAAUAGGAUGGGGUGUUAGUAACUGUGGUCAUCUUGAAGAUGCUGGAGUCAAAUGCGUAGGUUACACUGAUCUCAGGCUGGUAAACGGUUCAGACUCUUGUUCUGGUCGAGUUGAACAUCAGUACUUCAAAUGGGGCACAACUGGUUUGGAGAGGGAAGCGAUGAAAUCUGGGCUGAUGUGUUUGAUUGUGACGGGAAUGAAACUAAACUCUCAGAAUGUUCCAUCUCUUCAUGGAGUCGAGCUGAAUGUUUACAUAGACAAGAUGUUGGAGUCAUCUGCUCUGAUCUUUCACUCAGAUUCCUCUCUGGCUCUUCAUGAUGGUCUGGUGCGGUUGUCUGGAGAGAGACAGUGUGAGGGGGAGGUGGAAGUUUUCAUCCAUCAGGUCUGGAGGAGAGUUCUGCUGGACUCCUGGAGUCCCUCUGAAUCCUCUGUGGUCUGCAGACAGCUGGGCUGUGGCUCUGUGCUGAACUUCUCCAGCUCCUCUUCAUCCAGUCCUGAACACAGUCAUGAGUGUGUGACGGGCUUCCAGUGCUCUGGGAGUGAAGCUCAUCUGGGGAACUGCAGCUCUCCACAAACUCUCAACUGCAGCUCCACACAACUGCUGUCAAUCACCUGCAUCGGUCGGGGGUCCAUCAGGCUGGUGGGUUCUGGGGGAGACUGUGCAGGGAGGCUGGAGGUUUUUCACAGCGGCUCAUGGGGGACAGUGUGUGAUGACUCCUGGGAUAUUAAAGAUGCUCAUGUGGUGUGCAGACAGCUGCAGUGUGGAGUGGCCCUCAGUAACCAGCAGGUACCAGCCUGGUUUGGUCCUGGUUCUGGACACAUAUGGCUGGAUGAGGUGGAGUGUGAGGGGAAUGAGACGUCUCUGUGGAGCUGCUCUUCUCCAGGCUGGGUAAAACAUGACUGUCAACACAAGAAGGAUGUAGGAGUCGUGUGCUCAGAGUUUAAAGAGAUCAGGUUAACUGAGGGCUGUGAAGGGAAUCUGGAGGUUUUCUACAAUGGAUCCUGGGGUAAUGUGUGCUGGAACCAGAUGGACAGAGAGACAGCGAGUCUGAUCUGUCAAGAGCUGAACUGUGGAAGAUCUGGUGUUUUGUCUUAUUCUGCAGCAAGAGUGAAAUCAGCUCCUAACUGGCUGGAUAAAGUGAAGUGUCGACCACAUGAUUCAUAUCUGUGGCAGUGUCCAUCUUCACCGUGGGGAAAGAAUGACUGUGGUGAAGAUGAAGUGGCCAAAAUUACCUGCUCAAAGGAGGAGAAUCAGGAGAAUCAGGAGUCUCCUCGGAGUCGUCUGACAUGUUCAAUCUCACCAUCUCCUCACCAGAAACAGUGUUCAGAUCAUGUUCCUCUCAGACUGAGUGGAGGGGAUGGCCGGUGCUCUGGGAGGCUGGAGGUGUAUCAUAACGCUGUGUGGGGCUCAGUCUGUGAUGAUCAGUGGGACAUCAGCGAUGCUCAGGUGGUCUGCAGGCAGCUGGGUUGUGGAGCAGCACUGAGGUCUGAUGGGUAUUCAGUCUUUGGUGCUGGUGAAGGUGUUGUGUGGAUGAACAAAGUCGAGUGCAGAGGGAAUGAGAUUCACCUGUGGGACUGUCCUCAUAACCACACUGACUGCUCACGCAAGAAGCUUGUUACACUCAACUGUGAAGACUUGUCAGAUGUGUCAGUGUCCACUACUCCUGCCACAACAUCAUCAGUUUCUCCUUCAGUGCGCUCAACAUCAGUCUCUCCUCCACAAACUCCUCCACCAGUGUCUCUCCCAGUGCUUGUGAUUGUUCUGGGAGUUGUGCUCUUACUGCUCUUAGUGCCACUGCUUAUACUGAUUCAGCAGAACAGAGUGAUGAGGAGAGCUCUCUCUAAGAGGAGACACAGGACGAUGUCUGAGACCGUUUAUGAGGAGAUUCAGCACAGACACAAUCACUUCACUCAGAGGGGUGAGACAUGAGCCAUCAAUCUCAUU